Molecule: messenger RNA, 3258 nt
Organism: Theileria orientalis strain Shintoku
Lineage: Eukaryota; Apicomplexa; Aconoidasida; Piroplasmida; Theileriidae
Product: molecular chaperone protein
Exons: 2
Coding region: 1-3258 (1085 amino acids)
Biological process (GO): protein folding
Molecular function (GO): ATP binding; ATP hydrolysis activity; ATP-dependent protein folding chaperone
Source: RefSeq, a predicted model, not a curated record
AUGAAAAUUUCCAUUUUUUUAAGAGUUUAUUUAUUUGUUUAUUUAAGUAGCGCGUAUAUUUCGUGUAAAAAGUAUGUGGAUCUAGAACUUCCAGGUGAUCUUGUGGAUCCAGAAGUCAACGAUCUAGAGGUUGAACACCGCUCGUCAAAACUGUCAGAUGAGUUGUCGCCAGAGGACAAGUCGGACUUCGAAGAUACUGUAGACUUCACAGAAACAGUAGAUCUCGAUGAUUCCUUCGAUCUGGCGGAGUCACCGGAGGAAACGCCGGACGACUCAGUAGUUGUCGACGACGAAGUCAAGGUUGAAGAGGAAGAGGAGCCGGAUAGAGAGUUGACGGAGGAGGAGCUGCUGGACAACUCAGAUGACUCGUCAGUGCUGACGAGCGACAAGCUGUUCAGGGACUCGACGAAGUCGGAGAAGUUCGAGUACCAAGCAGAAGUUACGCGUUUGUUGGACAUCAUAGUAAACUCUAUCUACUCGAGCAAGGACAUAUUCCUGAGAGAGCUUGUAUCAAACAGCGCAGACGCGCUGGAAAAGUAUAAAAUCACAGCGCUGCAAAAAAAUUACAGCGACAAGGACACAGUGGACCUGUUCAUCAGAGUGCGCUCGUACCCGAAGAAGAGACUGCUGACAAUAUGGGACAGCGGAGUGGGAAUGACGAAAAAUGACCUGAUGAAUAACCUGGGAACUAUCGCGAAGAGCGGGACUGCGAACUUCCUGGACUCACUCUCAAAGGUGGGAAACGACCCGAACCUGAUAGGACAGUUCGGAGUAGGAUUCUACUCAGCAUUCCUGGUGGCAGACACAGUGAUAGUGCAGUCGAAGCACAGAGACGAUAAGCAGUACGUGUGGAAGUCGUCAGCAGCAAACAGCUACGAGCUGUUCGAGGACUCGGAAAACACGCUGGGAGAUCACGGAACGCUGAUCACGCUGGAGCUGAGAGAGGACGCGACGGAGUACCUGAAGACAGAUGUGCUGGAAAACCUUGUGAAAAAGUACAGCCAGUUUGUAAAGUACCCAAUACAGCUGUACAAGAAGCUGGGAGAGAAGCAGGAGCUGGGCUGGGUGAGCGUAAAUGAAACACAACAGAUUUGGACGAGAAGUAAAAACACAAUCACAGAGAAAGAGUACAACGACUUCUUCAAAAAAAUCAGCGGCAAGGACGAGGAGCCGCUGGCACACGUGCACUUCACAGCGGAGGGAGACGUGGACUUUAAGGCGCUGCUGUACAUACCGAGCUCGCCGUCAGCAAUGUACUUCACCACAGAUACAGUGAACCACAACGUUAAGCUGUACUCGAGAAGAGUUUUGGUAUCCGAAAACCUGAGAGACUUUAUACCAAGGUACCUGUUCUCAGUGUACGGAGUAGUGGACUCGGACUCGUUUCCACUAAACGUGUCGAGAGAGUACCUGCAGCAGAGUAAGCUGGUGAAAGUGAUAGGAAAGAAGGUGGUGAGAACAGUGCUGGACACACUGUUCGACGUGAUGAAGAAGUCAGAAGACGACGUGAAGGAGGUGUCGGAGGAGCUGGAGAAAGUUAAGGCAGUGAACGGAGAGAGUGAAUGGAACAGCUACAAGAAGGAAUGGAAGAAGAGAGAUGAGUCGGGAUACAAGUCAUUCGUAGAGGAGUUGAAAAAAGAAGCAGAAAAGAAAAAGGAAGAAAAGAAGGAAGAAAAGAAAGAAAAGAAGGAAGAUAAUAAGGAAGAUAAAAAGGAAAAGUGGAUGGAGGACAUGAAGCUGAGAAAGAAGAAGCUGGAAAGGAAGCUGAAGGAAGUGGACAAGUACGGAAAGUUCUACAAAGGGUUCAAGGGAAGUUUGAAGGUGGGAUGCUACGACGAUGACCAGAACAGAAAGAAAAUAGCAAGACUGCUGAGGUACAAGACGCUCUUCAGCGAAAAGGAAUUGACCUUUGACCAGUACGUGGAGGCAAUGAAGGAGGAGCAGACGGAAAUAUACUACGUGACGAGCGAAAACUACGAAGACCUGAAGACAAUGCCGCACCUGCAGGGACUGAAGAAGCGCAAGUUCGACGUGCUGUACCUGAGCGACACGAUGGACGAAAGCUGUCUGACGAAGCUCGAGGAGUACAAAGGAAAAAAGUUCAAAAAUGUGCAGAAGGCAGACCUGAAUCUGAAGCUGACAGAAGAAGAGGAAAACGAGGAGAAGCGCAAGGAGGCGAAGUAUAAGCCGCUGCUGCUGUACCUGAAGGACAUGUUCCCGGAAACGUCAGGAGUUAAGCUCUCGAGAAGACUGGUGGAGGACCCGUGCACAGUGGUGGCCUCGGAGUGGUCAAUGUCCUCGCACAUGGAAAAGCUGAUGAAGUCGUACGCAGUGCACCGCGACGAAAAGUUUGAAACGUUCAAUAAGCUGAGCAGCAAGGUGUUGGAACUGAACCCGGACCACCCAAUAAUGAUAAAGCUGCUCUACCUGUUCACGCAGGCACAGAACAUGCUGAAGGAAGACAAGUUGGACAAGGAAGAUAAGGAAGACAAAGAUAAGGCAGCCAAGUUGGACAAGGAAGAUAAGCACGAGGACGCGGACAAGAAGAAGGAUGAGUCAGAAGAAGGAGCAGAGAAGAAGGAAAGUAAGGACGAAGAUGAGGAGGCGACAGCAGCAGUGGAGCAGGACCCGGAGCUGGUGGAGAAGAAGAAAAGGUACAUGAAGAGACUGGACAGGUUGUUUAAGCUGCUGUACAACGCAGCGAAGCUGAAGAGCGGAUUCGUGCUCGAGGAGCCGCAGCUGGUCGUCAACUACCUCUACGAGAAGCUGAACAGGUCACUGGGAGACGUGGUCGAGCGGGACUACGACAAGAGCAAGGACCUGAAGCUCGACGACUUCGAAGUGCCGAAGGUGGACGUAAAGGUGCCGGAACACGUUAAGCGCCUGCAGGAGCAGGAGGAGGCGAGAAAGGCAGCAGAAGCAAGCAAGGGAGUGGCUCUUAACCUGGACGCAGUAGACCAGAAGGCAGAGCCAGUGGCUGAGGAAGAGGACGAAGAAGAGGAAGUCAAAAAACCCAAAAAGAAAAAGGAAAAGACGAAGACGAAGGAGGAGGAGAAGAAGGAGUUCGACGAGCAGUUCGAAGCAAUGAACGAACUGUUCAUGGGCAAGGACCCGGAGGGAUACGACGUCACGAGGGGGGAAGUGGACGACCUCGACGAGAGCAAGAUGAUGCUCGACACGCUCAAGUCGCGCGGCCUCGACGUGGAGAAGCUGCGCAACAAGGAGGAGGACUACGACUGGGCGAACGACGAGCUGUAG